AUUAAGAGUGUUCCCGUCGGUGGCUCUUCUAGUGUUCGGUGUGCGACUAUCGAUCUAUUCAUCAAUUUGGUAUCUCCAUCAAAUAUCGCGGAUUAUAGUGAGAAUCUUCACCAGCAGCACGAGGAACAAGACUUGAAGUUUUCCGUGCGCGUUUCUAGUUCCACAACGUGUGCGUGAUUGAUUCUCUUUCCGUGACCAAUAGUGAAUAGUGUGGGUCCAGUUGACACUCGGUAUUUUUUUCCUGUUUUAUACCGUUUGGUCUCUGUGUGUGUAUUCGUCCCAAGUCGUCACUGUUGUUCCGUUCGUGUUGUGUUGAUGCAGAGAUGUGAUUUCUUUAAUUCGGCAAACGACAGCUGAACGCGCUCUUCGGGUCCAGAUUUUUGUUAUGUUGCGACCGUCGCCUCACGCGUUCAAGUACGUGCGUUUGAGGUCGGUAGUUUUUUUUCAUUUGCUUGAAAGAUAUCUGCUUCAGUGAUACGAAUAACAACGAUUCGCUCGGUUUGUGAAACCUGUGCCCAAAACCUGCAAAUCCAUCAAGUUGAAACCAGCAUUCGAUUUCUGUGUUGAGUGGAGAACUGCUACUGUGCGGCAUUAGAAGGCAGUAGGAGCAGAAGCACCGACCCCAUCGACAAAAAACAAUUUCCACCGGAGAUCGCUGCUGUUUGGUGACUAAGUUCAUUAAAAGCUAUGCAGGUUCAGUGAAAUAGUGAAGAUAUUCAACCAGUGGCUCUGUGCAGCGCAAUUAUGGCUUUCAGUUUAAAAAUGUUCCUUAGCUUAGUGCUGUUUCUAGCGUUUACCUGUUCGUGCCUGAUGGAUGCUGUCAAUGCUGAUGCUGCUCUAGUCGGUAUUAGGGAACCUUGCGCGAACGAAGGUGAAGAGGUCAAAAUCGACAUGACGGCGUGCUACAAAUGCAUCUGCAAGAAUGGAUUUGUGGAAUGCGAACCAGAGAGCUGUCCUGCAGUUGACGAUUGUUAUUUGUACAACAAGAAGGCACCUGGAAGGUGUUGUGAUAAGUGUGUCGGUUGCUUAUACGAAGGCCGAAUGAUAGACAGUGGGACAGAAUGGACCGAUCCGGACGAUCCCUGCGAGCACUUCAAGUGCGUUUCCGGUGUAAUAACGCGGUCGCGCAUCAAAUGCUACACCCCCUGCUCGAAUCCGCUUCCCCUGAAGCAUGGCCAGUGCUGUCCAAUAUGCCUAGGAUGCCAACUGAACGGUCAGAAAGUAACGAACGAGGCCACACUGAGUGAGGAUCCGUGUGUCAAAUGUACCUGCGACGGACGAAAGCUGACCUGCACGAAAAAGUCUUGUCCGGUCCUCCAAUGUCCAGCCUCGAAGCAGAUUCGUAUCCCGGGGGAAUGUUGCGCCCGCUGUAUGGAACGUCGAGAAGAGUUCAAACUGGGACUUCAGAAACAUUGUGUCAUCGGUAAGGCUGUCCACUUUCAUGGGGCCACGUACAAAGCGGACCAGUGUGCGUCGUGUGAGUGCCGUAAUGGAACAACGUUUUGCGAGAAGAAUACCUGUCCUGUGCUAGAGUGUGCCAUCGAAGAUCAGGUUCAAGGACUAAAUGAUUGCUGCCCGUCUUGUCCGAUGCCGGCCGAGUUCAAGUCAACGUGUACGCAUCGGGGUCAGGUGUAUGAGAACGGCGAAACAUGGAGUUUGAAUGCGUGUACCUCUUGCGAGUGCCGAUCUGGCGAAGUGCGGUGCGCCAGAAGCCAGUGUCCUCCGCAGAAGUGCAAACCUAACGAGACGCUCAUCAAGCCAAAGGACGAAUGCUGCUCGAAGUGCGUCGAAAGUCCCGGAGUGUGCACCGUAUUUGGCGAUCCGCACUACAAAACGUUCGAUGGGUAUUUCUACAGCUUUCAGGGAUCGUGCAAGUACCAGCUUACGGCCGAUUGCAAGGAUCACACGUUUUCGAUACGGGUGACGAACGAUGCUCGGUUGACCAAAUCUUCAUCCUGGACCAAGACUGUAACGCUAAAGCUGGGAAACUUGAAGGUUAACUUGGGACAGAAAAUGCGAGUCAAGAUCAAUGGCAGUAGAGUGGAUCCUCCGUAUAAGCUGGAUGGGGUUUUGGAUGUCUUCAAGAGUGACGAUGGCACAGAGGUGAUUGUAAGUACCACCCUUGGGAUAAAACUGACCUGGGAUGGAAACAACUUCAUUCAGGUGGAGGUGCCGGUCAUAUACAAGAACAAGCUAUGCGGACUUUGUGGGAAUUACAACAGCGUUUUCCGAGAUGAUUUGUUCUCCAGAACUGGGGUUAACAUGACCGAUAAUGUUUGGAAAUUCGCACAGUCUUGGGCGGUUGGUGGAGAGAAAGCAUGCACACGGCCAAGGAAGAAGGAACUGAUUGCAAAGAAUUCUCAAUGUAGGCCGAAGAAGUUUUUCACGUUCUGUAAGAUUUUGAAGACGGAUGUCUUUGGUGAAUGCAAUUCUCAACUGAAUCCGGAAAACUACUUUGAGUCGUGCAAGAUUGAUAUGUGUGAGUGUCCACAUAAGCAGUGCUAUUGCGAUAGUUUAGCAGCGUAUGCCCACGAAUGUCAACGACAGGGAAUUCGGUUACCCAACUGGAGGCGCGAUACUAACUGCUACCCUAAUGCGACAAACUUUUUCACAUCCCAUCAUCAACAUCUGUUGAUGCAGCAGCCGGUGGGGCCUCAGAAAAAACGUCACCAACAGCCUACGCAAAGACAGCAGAAAAAUGCGAUAGUCAGCUCGCAGCCUAACCACCGGAAAAAGCAUCGACUGCAGUCAUCACAUGGGCCAUUAUUGGAUCCCAGCACUCGACGAGCACCACCACCACUGUAUUCCUAGACCAACUUAAGGACAUGGCCAGAAGUGAGGCAUGACUAGAAUGCGAUUUAUUUAUUACUUCAUGUAACUGUAAGGUCUGUGAAUUUAACUCGAUUUCAUAGAUUUGAAUGAUACAUUUUCCACUAAUUAGUGGUAAAUCAGUUACCAUCAAAAUCAGUCUGAUAGAUCCAGAUUUUUAACUACUUAAAUCGACAAAAGCAUUGAUCCUUGCAAUUUCUUGAGAAAUCUAAAUAAUAGUCGCAUUUAGGGAGAGACAUAGUAUCGUAAAGGGGAGUGAAAAUCAGUAAGAUUAGAGUGAGAUCGAGUGAUUGCGAAAGGUGGAAGACACGUGACUCUAUAGGUGAAUGAUUUUAUUUGAGAGCUCAGUUGUAGACAUUUUAACUUAAUUAUUGGUAAUUUAUUGCUUUUUACUGUAGUAUAGCCUGAAAACCGUUGCGAAAUAUUUGAACUAUAUGUUUUGACAACAGAAUGCCAAAAUCAGCGGAAAAAUGCAGCAGGGUACGGAAACGGCCGGCACGAACGAAACUCAUUAGUGCGUUAUGUAGUACUCUACUAGAGAUUGUAAAUAUGUUUUUAGCUUAGUAGGGAGAAGUAUCUCGUCCUGUUUAUGAGGAUCAUGUUUGUUUGACUAUUUGUACAUUUGUUUUUUAUAUUUUGCUAGUGCGGUAAAACGAACCUACUCUUUUGUACAGAUAAUUUAAGCUAGGGUUUCAUCGAAGUUCAUCAGUAUUUAUUUAACUUUUCACCGAACAGUAGGUAAGUUUAAACAAUAAUUGUAAAAGUCAUUGGCUCGAGGAAGCCUCAAUAUGUUCAGAAAGCAUUGUCAAAUUUUUCACAUAGCGGCUCCACAAUUUCUAAAACAUAUUUUUAGGCAACUGGGGUAUUUCAAGGAAUGAUUUUACGACUUUUGCAAUUCGUUUUUGUCAUUUGGUCUUGAAUAAUUACCCAAAAAAACACGUCGAGUGUCCAUAAAAUUUAA
Molecule: messenger RNA, 3790 nt
Organism: Aedes aegypti (yellow fever mosquito)
Lineage: Eukaryota; Metazoa; Arthropoda; Insecta; Diptera; Culicidae
Gene: cv-2
Product: BMP-binding endothelial regulator protein
Exons: 8
Coding region: 745-2811 (688 amino acids)
Molecular function (GO): protein binding
Source: RefSeq, a predicted model, not a curated record